AAACCUCUGGAGAAUAAAAAUGUCCUUCACCAAGUUGCAAAAGUACCCGUUCGUGUGCUGGCUAUGCCUGCGGCCGGAGGCCGGCCAAACCAUGACGCCGUUGGACACGGCUGAGGACUGCUUCGAGGGGACCACCAUCCGGAACUAUCUGACCGCAAUGACCGGCAACGUGGAUGAGAACAAACGACAUCUGUUUCCGCGGUCGAUUUGUGCCGGCUGCAAGAAAUCGCUGGAAUCCUUUGCUCGGUUCCGAACCAAAGUUCGAACCGUAUACGAGCUCUUGAAUGGGUUGGUUGAGCUGAGGCAUGCGAACGCGGAACCGAUUCGAGAGUUUUUCGGUUCCAAUUCAGCUAUGCUAGCUGAGCUAAAGGUGGCCAGUGACGUCGAGGAUCUGAUCGCCGAGUUUCCACAGUUUCAAAUCGCUUCAUUGCCGGCCUCCAUGAUCAACAGCGUUUACGUUGAGAAGAUUAAAACGGAGCAAGAUGGUUUUGAGGAGGUUUUAUUUGCCGUAGAAUGCCUACCUCAAGAAUUGGCCGAACUGAAGCAGGAAGCGUGGUUCGAAGGGUUAGAUUACGAGCCAAGCCUCCCAGAUCAUGAUGAAGCCUUUGAACCGGAAGACUUGCUCGGUGAAAAUGAGUCUGAAAGUGAAGUUGACACGAAGCCGGUACUCAAGAAGAGGAAGUACACAAGACGGGAUCCCAACGCGGAAGUCAAACAGAAACAUGUCAAGCUGGACGAACCGCUGCGCUGCUCCAAGUGUUCGUACAAAACCCACUGGGCUUAUCGAAUGCAAGGCCACGAACGGACGCACGAGAAGCGUAAAAACAAGAAACAUCACUGCAAAAUGCCAAACUGCACGGAAUGGUUCGACACGUACUCUCGAUUGAUGAUCCACGUUGAAUCCAAGCACCGGGCACACAUUUGCGAACUGUGCGGCCAACAGUUUUCCUUCCGCGCCUCGCUGAAAGAUCACAUGGUUCGAGCUCACAGCGAUGGCGAGCCUAAAUUCAGCUGUGAGUACUGCCAGGCAAGCUACAAACUGAAAACGGAUCUGUACGUGCACGUUCGGAACAUACACCGGCCGCUGAUGACGGUGCACAAGUGCGACAUCUGUGGGGCAGAAUUUAGGUUCAAACAUCUGUUGGAGUCUCAUAAAAGAUGGCACGGCGACUCGUACGAUUUUCCCUGUACGCAGUGCGAUAAAAAGUUCAAGAACAAACAUUCCCUCGGAAAACACACCACCAAAGUGCACCGGGAACGGCUGUUCGCUUGUGACCACUGCGAGCGGAUGUUAGGUACCAAAGGUUCAUUGCUUGACCACAUUGAGCACGUCCACGAGAUCCAAAUGCGCUUCGUGUGCGAAAUCUGCGUGGCCGUGUUCGAAAGUCGCGACGUGCUGGCCACCCACACCGCGCGCCACCAGCACCCCAAACAGCACGAGUGUGGCCAAUGUUUGGUGGUACUUCCGACGGAGGAGCUAUUCCGGGACCACGUGUGCAUCACGUACCGCGACGAUUACGUGUGCUGCGGGCGGGAUCUCGUGUCGCACCAGCAGUACAACAAGCACCAGCUCGUCCAGCACGGCACCAAGGUGAACGCCCGGGUUAAGCCGGUCCCGGGUGCGCUGCUGGGACGGUUGCGCGCGACGAGGAAACGCGUCGAGACCUGUCCAAAGUGUAAGGCCAUUUUCAGCACCAAGAAGCUGCGAGACGAACACAAGAAGGUUUGUACGGUCGGAGAAAACGAUUGCUAAAGGUAUGUUUUGCUGCGAAUAAAACAUCCAUGCUAAAUUGAUCUGACGGAA
Molecule: messenger RNA, 1804 nt
Organism: Culex pipiens pallens (northern house mosquito)
Lineage: Eukaryota; Metazoa; Arthropoda; Insecta; Diptera; Culicidae
Product: zinc finger protein 62-like
Exons: 3
Coding region: 20-1753 (577 amino acids)
Biological process (GO): regulation of transcription by RNA polymerase II
Cellular component (GO): nucleus
Molecular function (GO): zinc ion binding; RNA polymerase II transcription regulatory region sequence-specific DNA binding; DNA-binding transcription factor activity, RNA polymerase II-specific
Source: RefSeq, a predicted model, not a curated record